GGGUGUCUCAGAGGGCUCAGAGCCUCAGCACUUUUGAGGAUAUGUGGGUCUAGAUAGGACAGUGAGACAAUACUUAGGGGUGUGUUAGUUGAGCAUAUGAUCCCAGCUCUUGGGAGGCAGGUGGGAGUAGGCAUGCCAGUUCACAGUUAACAAAGCAAGUAUGAAACCAGCCUGAGCUUCGGGAGACUUUUUUUCUCAGAAACACAGUGGACCAGCUAAAUGGCUCUGUGGGUGCAUUUGCCACCAAGUCUAAAGACCUGAGUCUGAUGUCAGGGUCCUCCAACCUAUAAAUGCAUAUAAAACAUUGCACACACCCCAAUAAAUGUAAUUUUAAAGAAAUUUUUUUUUCGGGGCUGGAGAGAUGGCUCAGCGGAUGAGAGCACUGUCUGUUCCUCCAGAGGUUCUGAGUUCAAUUCCCAGCAACCACAUGGUGGCUCACAACCAUGCUGGGAUCCGAUGCCUUCUUCUGGCCUGCAGGCAUACAUGCAGAUAGAACACUCACACAUAAAUAAAUUUUUAAAAUGAAAAAAAAAAAAAAAGUAUUUUUCAAGACAGGGUUUCUCUAGCCCUGGCUGUCAUGGAGCUCUAUCUGUAGACCAGGCUGGCAUUGGAUAUACAGAGAUCUGCUUCUGCCUCUGCCUCCCAAGCACUGGGAUUAAAGGCAUGUGCCACUGCUGCCCAGCAAAUAAGUGUAAUUUUAAAAACACAAAAUCAGGACAGUGUUUGCCUAGCAUGCAGGAAGCCUUGGGUUCCAAGCCCAGGAUCUUACAAACCUGAUGUGGUGGAACAGGCCUGAAAAUGCAGCACUCAAGGAGAUGGAAGCAAGAGGAUCCAGAGCUCAAGGCCAGCCUUGACUACAAAGAGGACUGAAGACCAGCUUGGGCUGCAUGAGACCCUGUGUCAAACACAAAAAUAGAACUGGUUGUCCAGUUAGAAUCUUCCUUUCUGGAUCACGAUGCCCAAAGGGGGAGAGGUGUACCGCGGGGUGUCCUUCGAAGAGGCUGAGCUCCCCUCUUCCCUCAGCCUAUCCUACCCAGCCCUUCCUCUAUCUCCAUUCUUUUCCCUUCCAGUCUCUUCCAGUCCUGCCCCGUCUCGUAGAGUUAUGCAAAUGACGGUUCUAUAGCUCCAGCGUGACGUGCUAACAAUUUCCCGCCCCACUGUGUUAUGCAAAUGAAGGCCCCAAGUGGCCCCGCCUGCCUGGUUCUGUAGACCCGCCCUUCUCGGGUUAUGCAAAUGAUGCCCUGUGCCCCCCGCCCCUCUGGGUUAUGCAAAUAAGGAGCUCUGUGGCUCCACCCCUGCCUUGGCCACGGAGUCUGCGCGCAGCGACAAGCCCGGCGGUCCAGACUUCAUCUCGUUGUCCGCCUGCCUGACCAGCCGUCUGUCUGACUGUUCUGCGGCACCGGGAUCAUCUAGACGGAGCGAGGGUUCAGGCGGCGGCGGCCUAGACAGGGUCUCAAUGGAGCCCUGGAUGCACAGUGCCUACCCUCAUCUGCCUGGGCCUCAGUUUCCACAUCCAUGCAAUGGAGAUGAGUGUUCUUGCCCUGCUGGCCUCCGGGAGCAUCUGUGAGUUGGUGCCGGGCGAGGUGGAUGCCAGUAGGAAGCCCUAGGGUGCUCUCACAGGCCCGGCCUUCACCAUGGCUGGAGGGAGGCCUCACCUGAAGCGGAGCCUCUCCAUCAUCCCCUGCUUCGUCUUCGUGGAGUCUGCGCUGCUGGGCAUCGUGGUCCUGCUUGCCUACCGCCUGGAGUUCACGGACACCUUCCCUGUGCACGCCCAGGGCUUCUUCUGCCACGACAGCGCUUAUGCCAAGCCGUACCCCGGGCCCGAGGCUGCCAGCCGCGCGCCCCCUGCCCUCGUCUACGCCCUGGUCACUGCUGGGCCCACCCUUACGAUCCUGCUGGGGGAGCUGGCACGUGCCUUCUUCCCUGCCCCGCCGUCCAGCCGUCCUGUCAGCGGGGAGAGCACCAUUGUGUCGGGGGCCUGCUGCCGCUUCAGCCCCCCACUGCGGAGGCUGGUCCGUUUCCUGGGCGUGUACUCUUUUGGCCUCUUCACCACGACCAUCUUUGCAAAUGCGGGACAGGUGGUGACCGGUAACCCCACACCUCACUUCCUGUCGGUGUGUCGCCCCAACUACACGGCCCUGGGCUGCCCACCACCGUCCCCCGACCGACCAGGGCCUGACCGCUUCGUCACGGACCAGAGCGCCUGUGCAGGCAGCCCCAGCUUGGUGGCCGCCGCCCGUCGCGCCUUCCCCUGCAAGGACGCGGCCCUGUGCGCCUACGCGGUCACCUACACUGCGAUGUACGUGACCCUCGUGUUCCGCGUGAAGGGCUCCCGCCUGGUGAAACCCUCCCUUUGCCUGGCCCUGCUGUGCCCCGCCUUCCUGGUGGGCGUGGUCCGCGUGGCCGAGUACCGCAACCACUGGUCGGACGUGCUGGCUGGCUUUCUCACGGGAGCGGCCAUCGCCACCUUUCUGGUGAGUCCCCUCCCACCCGCCUCUGUGUGUAAGACCUCUCAGCAGGCCCCUGACCAAGGAGCGAGGCCGAAGGGUGUAGAUGCCGUGUGGCCCGAGGAGAGCCGGUGUCCUCUCCUCUGA
This is a messenger RNA of Psammomys obesus (fat sand rat), 2594 nucleotides long. RefSeq names its product phospholipid phosphatase related 2 (gene Plppr2). Bases 1635 to 2594 code for a protein of 319 amino acids. The transcript is spliced from 7 exons. Lineage: Eukaryota; Metazoa; Chordata; Mammalia; Rodentia; Muridae. The record is from RefSeq and is a predicted model, not a curated record. Gene Ontology annotation, molecular function: phosphatidate phosphatase activity. Gene Ontology annotation, biological process: phospholipid metabolic process; phospholipid dephosphorylation; signal transduction.